CGAAAUACAUUGUUGGGUAUAUUUACCAGUUGGCCGUCGAUUCCAAGUCACUGCAACGUCUGAAUUCAAACCUUGCUAAUCAUGUCUGGACGAGGAAAGACCGGAGGAAAAGCAAGGGCGAAGGCCAAGACCAGGUCAUCCCGUGCCGGGCUCCAGUUCCCCGUUGGCCGUGUGCACAGACUUCUUCGCAAAGGCAACUAUGCCCAUCGCGUCGGAGCCGGAGCUCCAGUCUACCUGGCUGCCGUGCUUGAGUAUCUGACCGCUGAAAUCCUGGAGUUGGCUGGCAAUGCUGCUCGUGACAACAAGAAGACCCGCAUCAUCCCCCGCCAUCUGCAGCUGGCCGUGCGUAACGACGAAGAGCUCAACAAACUCCUCGGUGGAGUGACCAUCGCUCAGGGCGGUGUGCUGCCUAACAUCCAGGCCGUCCUUCUGCCCAAGAAGACCGAGAAGCCCGCCAAGAAGUAAACUGAAAACCCAUCUACAUUCCACAAAAGGCUCUUUUAAGAGCCACUCAAAUCUACUAGGAGAUAUUCCGUCCAGAAAGUCAACUGAAAUAAUAAUUUCUAAUGAUUAGAAGCAGGAAGCCCCAUUCAGAUCAUCUUUAAAUCUUUACAUUGACGUUUCAGGAAAGGCUGGACAUAAUAGGCUCCAUCAAAACAAGAUAAAAGCAAUCAUCUGAAGUUUCAAGUGGCCAAUAAUUAUGUUGAUAUGGUCCCUGGUUUGCUCAAGGGCAUUAUUUUCUCAAAAUGUAAACCCUUUUUUGUGCUAAACAUGAUGAAUGGCAUAACAUUUAGUUGCUACAAUGAGCUUUCAAUGUCUUACGUCUCCAGUAAAAGCAAGAGGUGCUAAAACGCCGGUUGUAAAAGU
This is a messenger RNA of Gadus macrocephalus (Pacific cod), 867 nucleotides long. Its product is annotated as histone H2A. Gene Ontology annotation, molecular function: DNA binding; structural constituent of chromatin; protein heterodimerization activity. The transcript has a single exon. Bases 82 to 465 code for a protein of 127 amino acids. The record is from RefSeq and is a predicted model, not a curated record. Lineage: Eukaryota; Metazoa; Chordata; Actinopteri; Gadiformes; Gadidae. Gene Ontology annotation, cellular component: nucleosome.